UUUACAGAACAGUACCUGAAUUAUUAUUCAGCAAUAAAAAUUAAUAGUCCUGUUUUAUGUAAUCGUAUUCCAUUCAAAUUUUAAAUAAUUCAAAUAACGUUUAUUAAAUUUAUUAUUAAAUUAAAUUAAAUUAAUAUUUUAAUUAAAUGCGCCACAUCAUAAAAUUAAAAAGUCUCUAUAAUUACAUUUUAUAUUGUAUAGACUAAUUUGCAAAAAUGAUUGUGUUUUGGAAAUUUUCUACUAGUUUUACCAUUAUAAUUAUUUCUUAUAAUCUCAUGUUGUGUGCGCAAAGUAAUUUACAGCUGAAACAAGUGAAUGUGUUAUUUAGACAUGGUGAUCGUACACCAGAUACUUUAUAUCCAGGAAUUCCGUAUACAAAUGAAGAUUAUUUUCCUGCCGGCAUUGGAGGACUAACAAAUCACGGUAAAUUAAGAGCAUUUAAAUUUGGCGAAACACUUAGGCAAAGAUAUAAUGAUUUUCUUGGAAGUACUUACAUAACAAGAGAUGUAGUAGCACAAAGCUCUGAUUUUGAACGUACAAAAAUGACUCUACAACUUGUUUUGGCUGGUCUAUAUCCUCCUGAUGGAUUACAAACAUGGAAAAAUGAUCUUAAUUGGCAACCGAUUCCAUUUAGAAGUAUUUAUCCAAUCACAAAAGAUUACAUAUUCCGUCGAUUUGAUGUCUGUCAAAGAUAUCUUGAGGAGGAGAAGAGAAUACUUAAUUUGUCAGAAGUGACAAAAAGAUUGUCGAGAUUUAAUUACUUGAUAAAAAAUAUGACGAAUGAAACAAAGAAAAAUUUAACAGAUGUUGCACAUUUACGAAUUUUUUAUUGCAAUUUAGUGUGUUUGAAAGCAAUGGGAUUUAAAUUACCACAGUGGGCAAAGAAUAAUCAUCUUCAAAAUGAUCUUCUUAGUGCUGCAAUUGCCAGCUUUGAUCUAAUGAGUUACAAUAAUGAAUUAAAAAAAAUUAACGGAGGAGGAUUUGUAAAGAUUUUUACUGAGAAUAUGUUGGCUGUAAAGAAUCAAACAUCGAAAGCUACUUCUAAAAUUAAUUUAUACAGCGGUCAUGAUAUGAAUAUUUUAGCAUUGUAUUCAGCAUUAAAUUUAGGUAAAUCGCACAUAUCGGAAUUCUCAAGUGCAAUAAUUGUUGAAUUACAUCAGCAGGAGACAAACUACUAUGUUAAAAUUUGGUAUUUUUUGGGAGUUCCAUCAGAAAUGAAACAAAUGCAAAUUCCAAAUUGUCCGAUAUUGUGUCCAUUAGAGUGUUUUCUCCAUCAAACAAAAAGUGUUUUACCUACGGAUGAGGAAUUUAAAUGUGUUUAAUAUUUAAUAAAUUAAAUUAACAAGAU
This is a messenger RNA of Leptopilina heterotoma, 1348 nucleotides long. Its product is annotated as venom acid phosphatase Acph-1-like. Gene Ontology annotation, biological process: dephosphorylation. The record is from RefSeq and is a predicted model, not a curated record. Lineage: Eukaryota; Metazoa; Arthropoda; Insecta; Hymenoptera; Figitidae. The transcript is spliced from 6 exons. The coding region runs from base 216 to 1322 and encodes 368 amino acids. Gene Ontology annotation, molecular function: phosphatase activity.